Messenger RNA from Lasiosphaeria miniovina, 1860 nucleotides. Its product is annotated as Alpha/Beta hydrolase protein. The record is from RefSeq and is a predicted model, not a curated record. NCBI's taxonomy places the organism in Eukaryota, Fungi, Ascomycota, Sordariomycetes, Sordariales, Lasiosphaeriaceae. The transcript has a single exon. The coding region runs from base 1 to 1524 and encodes 507 amino acids.
AUGCACAAGUUCUACUCGGGCGCGUUCUUUAACUUCGAGGCGGUGCGCAUCCUCGGCACGGCGCGGUACGGGGGCGCCGACGUGGCCGAGUUCCUCGAGGCGGUGGGCGAGAUCCGCGAGAACGACGCGGGCAGCUGGCACGCGGCGUGGGCUCGGCAGGCGGAGCGGGCCGAGGCACUCGCCGAGCAGGCCCAGCACGACGGCCACCGCGCCGCCGCCCGCUCGGGCUUCCUGCGCGCCGCCAACUACGCCCGCGCGUCGUCGUACAUGAUGACGGGCAGCACGCUCGGCUCCUCGGACCCGCGCGCCGCAGCCAUCCUGCGCACGUCGGCCGCCCUGUUCGCCCGCGCCCUGGCCCUCUUCGACACCCCCGUGCACACGCUGCACAUCCCCUACAAGGAGGACGGCGUGUCCCUGUCGCUGCCGGCAUAUCUGUACCUGCCAGCACCAAAGACCCAACAGACAGAAUCCACCGGAGAAGGAAAAGCCCGGGGCCAGACCGCCACCACCACCACCGCCACCACGCCCACUACCACCACCACCACGCCCGUCGUCAUCAGCCUCAUCGGCGCCGACUCAACACAGGAAGAGAUCUACCACAUGCUGCCGGCGGCCGGGCCCGAGCUGGGCUACGCCGUGCUGACCCUCGAGGGUCCCGGGCAGGGACUGACGCUGCACGAGCACGGCGUGGCGAUGCGGGCCGACUGGGGCGCCGUGACGGGCGCCGCGCUGGACGCGCUGGCCGAACACGGGCGCGCACACCCCGGCCUCGACCUCGACAUGGGCCGCGUGGCCGUCGCCGGCGCGUCGCUCGGCGCCUACUUUGCGCUGCGGUCCGCGGCGGCCGACGCACGGCUCGCGGCCUGCGUCGCCAUCGACCCCGUGUACGACCUGUGGGAGUUCGCGUCGCGCCACGUGGCCCCGACCCUCUUCGGGCUGUGGGACCGCGGCUGGAUCCCCGACUGGGCCGUCAACGCGGCCGUGCUGCAGAGCGCGCGCGUCUCGUUCCAGUCGCGCUGGGAGAUCUUCACGUCGGCCCGCUUCCUCGGCGCAGAGUCGCCCGUCGGCAUCCUGCGCGCCAUGAAGCAGUUUACCCUCCGGAGGGACGCUGGCGCUCAGGGGGAGGGGCAGGGGCAGGGGCAGGGGCAGUGGCAGGGGCAGGGGGAGAGGGAGGGAGAGCGGGAGGGAGAGCGGGAGGGAGAGCGGGAGGGAGAGGGAAAGGGGCAGGGGGAGGGGCAGGGAGAGCGGGAGGGGGAGGGGGAGAAGAAGGCCGGCAGCUACCUGGAGGAUGUCGUGUGUCCGACGCUGGUUACGGGCGCGGCCGACUCGCUGUACUUUGACGUCGACGAGCACACGGCGGCCGUGUUUGACCGGCUGGGCGCGGCCGACAAGGAGCUGUGGGUCGGGGCCUCGCCGGGCCAGGGCAGCCUCCAGGCUAAAAUGGGGGCCCUGGGGCUCUGCAACCAGCGCGUCUUUGCCUUUCUCGACCGGCACUUGGGCGUGCAGAGGGAGGCGCUGGGCUGAAUUCCUUUCCUGGUCUUGUUGGACCGUUGGCUGAAUUCCUUUCCUGGUUUUGUUGGACCGUUGGCUGAAUUCCUAUUCCUGGUUUUGUUGGACCGUUGGGCCGUUGGAGCUGCGUCGCCGACGGUGUGUGUGUGUGCGUGUGUGUGUGCGUGGUGUGUGUGUGUGUGUGUGCGUGGUGUGUGUGCGUGUGUGUGCGUGUUUGUGUGUGUGUGUCUGUGUGUGUGUGUGUGCCGAGAAUAACGAAUCCAAGCAAGCAAGCACAUGACGCGGCGGCGCUCUCUAAGCUGCAGAUUUGCAGUCUCUCCCCUCUACGGCACAUGCCCCCUCCCCUCCCCC